AUGGCUACAGUGAAAGGCUUGUUCGGAUACCACCCUAAAUGUAAGAAGAUCGACCUCACUCACAUUUCUUUUACAGAUGACGUUCUAAUCUUCUGUAAAGGAAAUAUUGAAUCUGUUGUUGGAGUCAUUAGUGUACUGGACCAUUUCUAUGAAAUGUCAGGUCUAAAACUUAAUGCUGCCAAAUGUGAAAUAUAUACAACAGGAAUCACUUCCAGAAAUCUAGAGCAUUUAUUACAAUCAACGGGAUUCAAACAUGAUUACUUGUCAGUGAGAUACUUAGGGGUUCCUUUAACCACAAGGAAACUCAAAGAAAAGGACCGUGUGGUUCUCAUUGAAAAGAUCAAAUCAAAGCUUCAUCAUUGGUCGGGAAAGUUCUUGAGCUAUGCAGGAAGAUUAGAACUCAUCAGAGCUGUCAUCUUCAGUAUAUCAAACUACUAG
Messenger RNA from Hibiscus syriacus, 438 nucleotides. RefSeq lists its product as uncharacterized. The record is from RefSeq and is a predicted model, not a curated record. The transcript has a single exon. Bases 1 to 438 code for a protein of 145 amino acids. Lineage: Eukaryota; Viridiplantae; Streptophyta; Magnoliopsida; Malvales; Malvaceae.